GCACUGAUAGGCAGCACUGAUGGGCACUGAUACGCAGCACUGGUGGGUACUGAUGAGAUCAAAGCAUAUUUGUGUGCAGGGGCGGACUGACAACUCAUGGGGCCCCCGGGCAAUAGGGGAUCAUGGGGCCCCUGUGUCCUUAACCAAACUCAAAAAAGCCUAUGAAAAAGGUACCAGGGGCAUCUCAUGGGGCCCCCUACUGACCUGGGCCCUCGGGCAGUGCCCGAGUUUCCAAAUGGUCAGUCCGCCCCUG
Staurois parvus is the source of this 253-nucleotide messenger RNA. NCBI's taxonomy places the organism in Eukaryota, Metazoa, Chordata, Amphibia, Anura, Ranidae. The record is from the annotation of a GenBank genome assembly.